Molecule: messenger RNA, 6066 nt
Organism: Laetiporus sulphureus 93-53
Lineage: Eukaryota; Fungi; Basidiomycota; Agaricomycetes; Polyporales; Laetiporaceae
Exons: 28
Coding region: 1-6066 (2021 amino acids)
Biological process (GO): regulation of gene expression; establishment of protein localization to chromatin; replication-born double-strand break repair via sister chromatid exchange
Cellular component (GO): Scc2-Scc4 cohesin loading complex
Molecular function (GO): chromatin binding
Source: RefSeq, a predicted model, not a curated record
AUGAAUGGCAACGUCUGGUAUACUCCCCAAGCCGGCUCUUACUACGGGAACUACUCAUCCCCUACUGCUUAUGACCCUGCUCCUGGCGUAAAUGACUCGGUGCAAGACGCGCACCGCCUCCUGGCUGUGUAUCCAUUCGCCUCUGCAACUCCUUCCACACAUGUGACGAGGCACCUCGGUAGUCUUACCGUUACUGCCCAUCCUCCCUCUUAUGUACAACCGUACUCAUAUGGCGGUGCGGCACCCACAUACCACUUACCGGAGUCAACCGAGUAUAUGCAUGAGCUGAACCAUCUCGCCGCACCAUCGAUCCCAACCAACGACGGUGGAUACUGGGAAAAUGCAAGGAAUGAUGCGAUUAGAUAUCUAGGCGAACAAAGGCCCUCAGUGAAUUCUCUGCACACUCGUCCUGGUUAUGCCUAUGAGUCUAGCGCUAGCAACUAUUACUAUCAGAAUGCGAGCCCUUGGCAACAGACAUACCCUCUUCCAUCCAGCUAUCAGACUAUACCUUUCGCACAGUCUGUGUUCCAAUAUACCUCUCCGUCGUCUUCCUAUCCCACCCCGCCACCUCCGGGCAUCCGAUCGUCCUCCUCUUCGCUUGCCAAUGCCCUGGGCGAGCCUGUACCAAAGCCAGCAAGGACGGUGUACCAUCCCGAAGAGUCUGCACAGUUCUUCAACAAUUUUCUCGCAGAGUCUUCUGCCCAGGCGUCUUCAUCACAGCAGACUGCAGCUCCCGCCGUGCACCAGGAUGUCAAGGCUUCUCCACGAAAGCUUGCUAGAAUUGUUCAGAAAAGGGAGGACAGUCCUGAUCCGUUGGCGUUUGAUGUGUCUAGCCCUGAGAUGCCUAAUGUGACAGCAACGCCACGGAAACGCAAGCAGAUGGCAUAUGUGGAAAUUUCCUCUUCAAAGCGGCAGCAUAUGGAGCAUACAUCUAUGUUUGGAUACUCUGCCAGUGUGGAUCCUUUUGCCUCGCAGUCUCAAAGCGCUUCUACGCCGAAGAAGAAGUUGCAGCCAUACAUUGACAUUCCUGCCUUUCCAAAGCAGUAUCUGACACCGACAUCUCACAGACGCGAUGGCUAUCCAUUAACAGGCGAUGUGAAGGGUAAAGGCAGAGCUUCUGAAGGCGAUGACCUAGGCGGAUUCGGCUCGGACGAGGACAAUUAUUCAACGACUAGCGGGGCGUCGAGAUCGACCACUUUCACGAGGUCUUCCGGAAAGCGUGCGACUGGUGACAGGGACGAUCGAGCCCCGAUCGAGAAACUUAUCACUCUGCUCGAAGAUAUCUUCGAGGCAGAGGACAUGUUGCCUCCAGAUGCCAGCAUGCAGGAUCUUCCAUUGGAAUGGUUCUCGGAUCAUACCGUCGAUUGUUCGCACCCGCUGUUGCACCCAUAUAUCGUUCGCAAGCUCAUCAACCAUGUGGCCAAAGUUGCACGCCCGAGCAAGCGGUCAAGAAUGCCGAAUCGGGACGCACAAGGCAGUGGAGGCAGUCCGCGUUCGAGAGGCAGAAUGGCAGAGGUCGAUACGGCCACCCUGUCCAGGAUACUCAAGAUUCUGGAUAGAAGUAUCAGAGCUGGCGAAAGUCUCGACCCGUUCGGCCUCGCGUCUAAGCAAAGCGGACGAAAGACAUCCACAAAGCCUAACGGGAAAAAGAAGGUGCAAGGUGCUGACAGGCGCUCGGCUUCGGACACUCCGAAGCCCCCUGACGAAGGACAAGAAUCUGAAGGGGAGACUGCUGGUGAUGCUGAAUCGGUCAAGGACGAGGAAGUCACUGAGGCCGAUCUCGACAAUCUCACCAAAUUAUUGGACAUCGCAAGGGAUAGCAUCAUUGCGGCGGAGUGUUGCAUUGCUAUCCUCGCCAGUGAUAGGCUGACAAAGCAGUUGUACUCCGAGGAACUCAUCACGACCUGCUUGAGUGCGAUCAAGAACCAGCUCUCAAAAGUUGUGUAUCCCUUUGUCGAGGCGUCAACUGACUCCCAGGGGCAAUCGCUGCUUCUGCGACACGUCGUGGCUGCAUCGUCCCGGGACAGUGUGCACCGCCAACAGGUUGCGGAGAUAUUCCAGGCUAUCUCGUCUGUAACACCUCGCGUCACCGAUCUAAUUUGUGCGGACACGAUGGCGAUGUCCGAGACGAUCAUUAUCCAGGCUGUCUAUAUCGCCAUUGGGCCGUUCUUCGUGGUGGAGAAUAGCGAGAACGAAGGUAAGGGGAAGAAGGACAGUGCGUUCUUAAAUACGCUGGGUAGCAGUGCAAUGAGAGGGCUGCGGCUGGAUGCAUUGUCUCUCAUCCGAAGUAUAUUCGCCAAUCAUGAAGAUCAACGUGCUUGGAUCAUAGAAGAAAUUCUCUCAUCCUUGAUCAAGCUCUCGGAUACCAGGCAGAAAGCAGGACAAUUUCGGCUUCGCGAUGGCAGGUCAAUUCGCACUGUGUCAGCAUUGCUGCUGCAGCUUGUGCAGACAUCUGCACACGACAUUAAUGCGGAGGCGCGUGUACUUCGCAAAGCUAGGCAACAGCUUUUGGCCAUGCAGAAACACGAAUCUCGCGAUCAGAAAGGGCCCUUCCUCGAUGAAAAAGAUAUGGAGGUACGCGACGGUCUAUUUAUUGCUCUUGGCGUAUUGUACCAUCACUAUGCGCAGGAAAUCCGAUUGUAUGCAUCUGGUCUUGAUUCUGCGACCAAAGCCGCGAAGACUAUCAUCAUCUUCCUGACGCAGAGAUCGGGUAAGACCAAGGUCACGAAGAAUUCCAAUGAGGCGGAAUAUCGCGCGAUCUUCGACAAUCUCAUAUCCGAUCUGCUAGCCGUCCUGUUUUGGCCGGAAUGGCCCGCUGCUAGUCUAUUGCUCAGCAUCGUUUGCAAAUUUUUGGUGUCGUCACUGGAUGAUGUGAAGACAACCAAUCAAAACGACGGUAAUGCAAUGAAGAUGAUGGCACUGGACCAUUUAGGAGUGAUUGCAGCACGAUUGCGGUCCACGAUGCUUAAAUUCCAGGACAACAGUGAUGAAAUUGCGACCAACAGGUUAAGACCGCUAGAUGAGGCGCAGAUCCUGGCGAAUAUAAGUAUGAAACAAUUCCAGAAGCUUGCGUCUGCUCAUAACGAUCUGGCAUCCCACCUGUGCAAGCGAUCGUCGGAAGAUCAAGCAUAUGAUAGCGCAAGAGAGCUUACAGCCGUUAUCUGGGGCCAAGGAUUGGCAGCCGCACUGCAUCAAUGUAGCAACAUGCUCACUGACUCAGGCGAGGAUCAAUUUGACCCCAAGAUCGACCGUAACAAGGUGCUGUCGUUCGGGUACAGAAUGAAAGAUGCACUUCGAGCAAUCUGGGACGACCCAUCUGCUGAUGUGUUCGAUGUCGGAAGUUCUUGUGAUGAGGUAUCGCGCGUAGAUCGUCUCGCCGAGGAGAUAGGGACCGUCCAGAGCUUCAAACACUCCUUCAACCCGAUUCUCAACGUGGUAUUGCAAGCCCUUGAUGCUCCCCCGGUGUUCAUGCGGACGAAGGCCUUGAAGGCUUUGGGACAGAUCGUCACCAGUGAUCCUAGCCUUCUCUCCAUGCCGAAUGUGCGGAGAGCGAUCGAAAGCCACCUCCUGGACAGCUCAUCCGCAGUUCGCGACGCGGCUGUCGAGUUAAUAGGCAAAUACAUGAUUGAUUCUCCCGAGUUUGCCUCAGAUUACUAUCAAAAGAUCGCUGAGCGUAUCGCGGACACGGGGCUGGGAGUUCGCAAACGUGUCAUCAAGCUCCUGAGGACGAUCUACGCUGCCACUGACGAUAGGUCACGACGGAUAGACAUAUGCACUCGCAUUAUUCUUCGCAUGCUAGAUGAGGACGAGACAGUCAAGGACUUGGCUGUCAAAACAAUAGAGGAAAUCUGGUUCUCAGGAGGAGGACAAGGACCUCAAAAGACGAGAACGGUAUCAAGCACUCCUGGUGACAAGACACAGCUCCUGGCGAAGGUAGGAGUCAUCAUGGGUGUAUCUAGCCACUUCAAGGAUAGGCAGUCGCCACUGGAGGAUCUCCUGCAUCAAAACAUAGUCAGCAAGGAGGGUGCAGAAGCUGCAGCAGUACAUGAUCGGUAUACAGAGAUCUGCGAAGCCCUGAUCGACGGGCUCGUAGAUGCGUCUGACCUGCCUGAUUUUACGAUCGUCAAUUGUGUGCGGACGAUACACCUUUUCACCGCUGCAUAUCCAGCGGUAUUGUCUGGGUCUAACGCAUCGACAUUGCUGCCAUAUCUGAAGAACUCGACCACACCCGAGGAGCAAAUCACGUCCGAUUACCUGCUUAGAAUUUUCCGCGCAUCGAUCCCUUACAUGCCCAAGACUGCAGCCAAGUUCGGUCAAGACUUGCAAUUGGCUCUGCAGCCUAUGAUCAUCAAGCCAUCCACUGCUUCCGGUCUACUUGGCUUGCAAGAGGCUGUUGCAUGUAUGUGCUCCAUCGUUGAACAUAUCACCCAUGACUUUGGACGCCUUGUUGCACUUUUACGGUCUUGCAAUGCACGACUGCAGCAAGCUACAGCGAAGCCUGUAUCGCAAGCUAUGAGUAAUCCCGAGCAACGGGCCUUGACCAUCUUACUCUUCAUUGUUUCGUUGCUUUGCGAACAUUGCAACUUCGACCGCAUCCGGUUGGAACGCGAGAGUCUUCGUGCUGAAAUUGACAGCAUCACUAAGGGCUCCAUCUUCGAGCAUGUCUAUCGCAGUCUUCUUACGCUUUACGAGAAAUAUCAAAACCUCGGGCUGAGAGGACGGAUCUUGCAGUGCUUAGGUUUCCUCUUUCGCGCGCAGCCUGCGCUCAUGACGAUGGAUCGCUCAGCAAGCAUCAUGGACGGGAUAUUUGCAUCACCAGAAGAGGAAGCGCGUGGCCCGCUCCUCAAAAUUCUUCUAGAUUUCCUUGUCUCUGAAGCGAGCAAGCAUGCAGAGAAGGAGAAAACCAGUGCCAAGAAUAAGGGCGCAGGAAAGGUCAGCAUGGACGAACUGGUAGGCAACACCGACGGGUUUGCAGAGUCGGGAGUCAGCUCUGCCGUAGUCCAACGCUACCUUAACCCUAUCCUCCAGGCCGCUCUGUCCAAGAACAUGCAGAUCCAGUCCGCGGCCGUUGACAUCCUCAACUUCACGAUCAAGCAAGGAUUAGCGCAUCCACUGCAGUCCUUCCCGGUAAUCGUUGCGCUGGAGACCAGUCCCAAUACCUCCUUCAGUGCCCGUGCGAGUGCUUUGCACACAAUCCUGCAUAGCAAGCAUACGUCCCUAUUAAACGCCCGAUACGUCAUGAGCGCAAGAGCGUCGUUCGAUUAUCAGAAGCAGCUGGGAUUAGGGGAGGUUCAAGGAUAUCGAAUGUCGCCGGGCCCGACUGCGUUACUGCAGAAGUGGUAUUCUCUCGUCCGUGAGAAGCGCGCGACAAGGCAGGACUUCCUCAAAGCCCUCGUCAAGGUUUUCGACGUAGAACCCACCGCGAAGAUGUCGCAGACGUUAAUAACAUCUAUCAAGGACGAUGUCGCCUUCAUUCGAUAUAUGGCAGAAAACUUUGCAGCACUGGAGUAUAAGACGCAGGAAGAAGUACUGACGGUGCUGAAAUACCUCACAGCAGUAUUGUCGACCACCGGAAUGCAGCUGGUGGAGAUGUUAUCGCCUCAGCAUCUGCUUGCACAGCUGCACGAACCGAUGUCGCAAGCACAGCCUGGAGAUCCUCCGAUGAUGGCCUCGCAAAAUGACCAAGCUGCCUUCACUGCUGAGUUGUCAACCGCGGCCGAGGCAGUAGCAUCUCAGUCUGCGAUAAUGACAGUACCGUUGGAGGAGAAACUCCCGCUCAUGCGAACGUCGGUCGUCGUCGCAAUGAUCAUGCUGCUCAAGGCGCAUCUGAAGGCGUUGUACGGCAUCUCAGAAGAGAAAUGCUCAAAGUGGGUGGUGGGGAAGAAGACUGCCGUGGGCGACAGACCGGCGACACGUCGGCACGAGAGGCCCAUGCUUUGGGAGCGCUUGCCGUUCGCUACGGAGCCGUUGCUGACUAGUGCUGAUGUCGAGUCUCAGCGGACAAGGUUCUUGCAAAUUUGGAAUGAAGAUGGUCUUACCGCUGAACCUGAGGAUGAAUUCGCGUGA